Molecule: messenger RNA, 3207 nt
Organism: Melitaea cinxia (Glanville fritillary)
Lineage: Eukaryota; Metazoa; Arthropoda; Insecta; Lepidoptera; Nymphalidae
Gene: LKRSDH
Product: alpha-aminoadipic semialdehyde synthase, mitochondrial
Exons: 20
Coding region: 1-2754 (917 amino acids)
Cellular component (GO): cytoplasm
Molecular function (GO): saccharopine dehydrogenase activity
Source: RefSeq, a predicted model, not a curated record
AUGGAAACAGGAACACAAAGUUCAUUAGCACAGCCUCGACGAACGAUAGCAAUACGCAGAGAAGACCAAUCAGUAUGGGAGAGGAGAGCACCAUUCUCACCAGCGAAUGUCAAUCGUCUCGUUCGAAAUGGCGUAAAAGUUAUUGUCCAGCCUUCCAAUCGCAGGGCCUACCCUAUGCAGUCAUAUAUAAAUGCGGGGGCGAUUGUACAAGAAGAUAUCAGCGAAGCUAAUGUAAUAUUUGGGGUAAAACAAACUCCCGUCGACCUUCUUAUUCCUAACAAGACUUACUGCUUUUUUUCGCACACUAUCAAAGCUCAAGAAGCAAAUAUGCCGAUGCUGGAUGCUAUAUUGGCCAAGAAUAUCCGUCUAAUCGAUUACGAAAAGCUAAUGGAUGACGCUGGUAAUCGUGUCGUAGCAUUUGGAAAGUAUGCGGGAGUGGCGGGUAUGGUCAACAUUUUGCAUGGACUUGGGUUGCGAUUACUUGCGUUGGGACAUCAUACACCAUUCAUGCACAUAGGUCCAGCCCACAACUACCGGAAUUCAAGCAUGGCGCGACAGGCGAUCCGCGACGCAGGCUACGAAGUAGCUCUAGGAAUGAUGCCAAAGUCUCUCGGACCACUUACCUUUGUCUUCACUGGCUCGGGAAACGUUUCUCAGGGUAGUCAAGAAAUAUUUUCAGAAUUACCUCAUGAAUAUGUUCCACCUGAAAUGUUAAGAAAAGUAGCAGAGCACGGCAGUCCUAACAAAAUUUAUGGUUGCGAAGUGAGAAGACGACACCACUUGGUCAGAAAGAAUGGCGGAGGUUACGACCCUCAGGAAUAUGAAGAGCACCCAGAACGUUACAUAUCUGUUUUCGCACAAAAAAUAGCUCCCUACACAUCGGUACUGGUGAACUGCAUCUACUGGGCCGUAGAUAGCCCCAAGCUGCUGACAAUUCCAGACGCCAAGCAUCUGCUGAUGCCGUCUCACACGCCGUGGUUACCUAAAAGUAUCGGCGCGCCGGCGCUACCACACAGAAUGCUGGCAAUCUGCGACAUAUCGGCCGACCCCGGCGGGUCUAUCGAGUUCAUGAACGAGUGCACCACUAUUGACACACCCUUUUGUCUCUACGAUGCCGAUAGAAACAAGGACACCAAGAGUUUCAAAGGGCCGGGCGUGUUGGUCUGUUCUAUCGAUAACAUGCCGACGCAGCUACCUCGAGAGUCCACUGAUUUCUUUGGAGACUUGCUCCUUCCUUACGCCGACGACAUCAUGAAAUCAGAUGCUACUCGUCCACUAGAAGAACACAACUUCUCGCCGGUUGUGAAGGGGGCUAUCAUUACUAGCAACGGAAAACUUACACCAUCAUUUGAAUACAUUAACGAACUUCGUAUGGCUAAUAAUCGUUCUCGCCAUAAGGUAGAAGGCAAUGAUCAACAAGUCCCAGUUGUCAUCUUAGGCAGUGGUUUAGUUUCGGCGCCUGUAGUCGAAUACCUUGCCCGAGACAAAAACGUCGCUGUUACUGUAGUGUCGCAAGUAAAGGAGGAAGCGGACGCAUUGGCGGAGCGCUAUGGCACGCGCUCCGUGUAUCUGGAGGCGAGCGACGAGGGCGCGCUGGGCGCGCUGGCGGCGCAGGCGCGAGUCGUAGUGUCGCUGCUGCCCUACGAGCUGCACGGCGCCGUGGCGCGCGCCUGCGUGCGCGCCGGCGUGCACAUGGUCACCGCGUCCUACGUGCGCCCCGAGGUGCGCGAGCUGCAUGACUGCGCGAAGGAUGCAGGAGUUACUUUGUUGAAUGAAGUCGGUUUAGACCCCGGUAUUGACCACUUGCUGGCAUUAGAGUGUAUACACGAUGUGCAGAAUCGCGGAGGAAGAGUCGAUUCAUUUGUAUCAUAUUGUGGAGGAUUACCUGCGCCUGAAUACAGUGACAAUGCUUUGAGAUACAAGUUUUCGUGGAGCCCACGUGGAGUUUUACUUAAUACUAUAUCAGGGGCUAAAUAUCUCAGUAGAGGGCAGGUUGUAGAGGUUCUCAGUGGUGGUGAAUUGAUGUCAGUUGCGCGUGACCUCGAUUUCCUGCCAGGUUUUGCUUUCGAAGGAUUCCCCAACAGAGAUAGUACUAUUUACUCCACUCUCUACGGAAUCGAAGACGCGCACACCAUGUUUAGAGGAACGCUUCGUUACAGAGGUUUUGCUGAAACAAUGAAGGCCAUGCAACUUUUUGGGUUAGUGGAUCCAAAUUUUCAUCCUACUCUACAUCCCGAAGGACCACAAAUAACUUGGCGGCAAUUCGCUUGCGAGCUUCUCGGGUUGAUGGACACGUCGAUCUUUUACGAGAAUCUCAAGACGCGGCUUUCGGAACGCAUCGGCGGAGCGGGCGCGCAGGCCCUAGAGUCACUCGGCCUACUUGAUGACGAACCCAUCGUCAAGCGAGGCUCGCCGCUCGACACCGUCUCGCACUACCUCGGGAAACGGCUGCAACUAGAAAAAGACGAAACCGACUUCGUGGUGCUCCGGCACGAGGUCGGCGUGACGUGGAGCGACGGCAGGAAGGAGCAGCGCGAGGUGACGCUGACGGUGCGCGGCGACCCCGCCUCGCACACCGCCAUGGCGCGCACCGUGGGGCUGCCCACCGCCAUCGCCGCCAAGAUGGUGCUCGACGGAGAGAUUCAGCAACGAGGUGUUGUGUUACCGUUUGCUCCUGUGGUAUACAAAUCACUUCUCUCUAGACUACGAGCGGAUGGAAUUACAGCAAAGGAAGUCAUCAAAUCUUUAAACUAAAUCUUUAAACAAGAUUUCCAUCGAACUAAGAUUUUGUAUUGAUUUAAGGCGACUGAUUAAAUAUUAUACUAAUACUAACGAUUCCACUCUUAGGAGAAGGAGUCCAUAGAAGUGUAAUACCUAUUACAUCUUAUUUACUGUUUUAUUUUCUUUUCUAGCAUGUGAAAUUUUAAAGACGUAAUAUAAGAAUCAAAGUCAGAUAUAACAGUAGCACAAUACCCUUUAGCCCCCCCCCCCCCAUUCGAAAACCAUAUAAUAUGUCCAGCAAUUUUUUAUUUUGCGGACCAGUUGGCGCCUAUUUGUGAGUAACGCCCGGGGCAAGAUCCUUGCCCCCUCUCGCUACGUCAUUGAGAUAUAAUAAACAGAACUAUUUUUCCGAGUCAUUUACUAUUUGUGAACAAUAUAUAAUGUUAUUGAAAAAUGUAAAUAAGUAAUAUAAUUUGAAAAUUUUUA